AUGCAAUCUACAUUAAGGUUAGUCGGUCCCGUGAUCCGAGCGUCAAAAGUUGACUUCGACAUCUUAUCAGCCAAUCUUCAGAAGGUUGAAUCUGAUUGCAAGGCAUCCUGGGAUCAUAUGAAACGCGUUGCCAAACACGAUAGCUCGCAAAUAUUUAAGACGAAGAUAAAUGAAUUCCUAACAGAUGCAGCAGAAAGGAUAAUUUUACUAUCAGUUAUUAAAAAGAGGGUGAUGAACAGACAGCUAGAUGAUUCCGUAAUCAAUACGAUUCGACGCAGAAGCAUCAAUCUAAAUACUUCAGACAGAAGGAAGUCUAAAAAGCAACAGACCAAAGAAAAAGCAAAACCAGUCAUCAUUCAUUCGGAUUCUGAAAUCAAAAUAACGAAUAAUCACCAUACUACUACAAAUCAUCGUAGUCCAUUUUCACCAACUAUAACUGAUAAUAAGGAGAAUAAGGAACUAAGCACAGCUUUAAGAAGAAGAAGGGACAGUGAUCAUACUAAUGGCACAUAUAUGAAUAACAAAAGUUACUCCCCUGGCAAUAUCAACGGCAUAAGCCAUUGCAAUGGAACCAACGGCCACAAGGAUGACGAAGACAAUCAUAUUACCAGAACAACGAAGAAUUUUAAUUUAGGGGACAUUUUAAAGAAUGGCAACCAAAGAUAUACAUCAGGUCUAAAGCAAAGGAUUCAAAAUGGCACCCUAGGCCACAGUAUGAAUGCUACAGAUGCAAUAACGGUCAUGCGUCAAAAACAACUGGAUAACACACCCGAGGUGAAAGACGAUAGAGGUAUCCUGUUGAAUAGAGAGCACAGCAUCAAAGAUCUGGCACAAAGACUUACAAGCCCAGUGAGCCCUACAACUGAAGAUAAGCCCUUAAGGGUUUCCGAUAUGGCAGGCAUCGUCUCAAAGGCUAAAGAAGAAUUAGCUAAAUCCCAGUCAAAAGAAAUCAUAAAGAGCCCUACUGUAGAAAAGUCAACCAAAAUCCACGAAAUGAAGGUUUCAGAAAAUGACUUGCAUUGGGAAGAGCUCAGGAAGGGUUGUCUUCAUAGAGAAUUCCACUUAUGUGAUUUGGACUUUUCCGAUCUCCGCGAUGACUCUGAUGAUGAAAUGUCAUCACCUGCAGUUAAUGCUGCCAGUGGUCCACCGCCUCCUCCCCCUACAAUGUUUCCUCCUAUAGGCAUACCUCCUCCCCUCCCUGGCUGUUUUCCACCAUUAGCUAAAAAUAACGUUCCUUUACCUCCAAAAUCUUUAUCUUCGGAACUGUCAAAUGAUUCUGACAGUUCAAUUAUUAAGAAAAAUAAGAAAACAGUUAAGUUAUUAUGGAGAGAGAUUCAAGAGAAUCCUACACCCGUGGCGAUACGUUCAAAGGUUGGAGGCUUCAUAUGGGACGAUUUGCCCAGUGUAACUGUUGAUACAAACAUGUUAGAGCAUUUGUUUGAAUCCAGAACUAACGAUUUAAUAAUUAAGAAACUAAUGGAACCAAAGAGAAAUCUCAUAUUAGAUGCCAAAAGAUCGAAUGCUAUUAAUAUUGCCAUGAAGAAAUUACCUACACCGCAAACUAUUAAGGCAGCUAUUAUGAAGAUGGAUGCCACUGUUAUUGGGAGGGAGGGUAUUGAAAAAUUAUUGACGAUGUUGCCAACAGAAGAGGAAAAAAUAAAAAUACAGGAGGCACAGUACGCUAAUCCUGAUCUACCUUUGGGCAGUGCUGAACAGUUCCUACUUACCUUGGCUUCUAUCAACGAACUCUCAUCUCGACUUAAACUUUGGGUGUUCAAAUUGGAUUUUGACAAUUUAGAGAAAGAAAUCGCUGAACCCCUGAUGGACCUAAAACAAGGGAUAGAAUUGUUGAAGGUGAACAGGACGUUCAAAGUAAUCCUCUCUACUUUGAAGACUGUAGGAAACUAUCUAAACGGCAACUACGCAAAAGGUUUCCGUUUAGAAUACCUUUCAAAGGUCGUCGAAGUCAAGGACACAGUGCACAAACACCCAUUACUAUAUCACAUAUGCGAAAUGAUAAUCGAAAAAUUCCCGGACAGCUCCGACUUUUUCAGUGAAGUCGGUCCCGUGAUCCGAGCGUCAAAAGUUGACUUCGACAUCUUAUCAGCCAAUCUUCAGAAGGUUGAAUCUGAUUGCAAGGCAUCCUGGGAUCAUAUGAAACGCGUUGCCAAACACGAUAGCUCGCAAAUAUUUAAGACGAAGAUAAAUGAAUUCCUAACAGAUGCAGCAGAAAGGAUAAUUUUACUAUCAGUUAUUAAAAAGAGGGUGAUGAACAGGUUUAAAAAAUUCCUUCUGUACUUGGGAGUGCCAAAUUGCGAAGUUUCCAAGACGAAACCAGCAGAAUUUCUGAAAGUAAUUGCUGAGUUUUCACUGGAGUACAGAACGACAAGGGAAAGAGUUUUGCAACAGUUGGAAAAGAAAGCGAAUCACCGGGAGAGGAACAAGACUAGGGGAAAAAUGAUUAUAGACGUUGGUAAUUAUUCAACGAAAAACAGUGAUCAUACUGCCGACAGUGCUUUGAAGGAACUUUUAAAGACUGAUCCUGAUACGGACAGCCUUACUGAUGGUAGAAGGAAGAGCCAACCGAAUAACAGAAAAAUUCUAGUCAAUGGAGAAUUAUCAGCUGAUGAUGAAAUAUUAGAAACCUUGGUUAGAUCAGCGACAUACAAACGGAAGCCGAUGGUGCGUGAACGCAGGAGGAACAGGAUCUCCGACAGGAAGAACUUGAACAGAACUUUAGACGGAAACCAGUCGUGA
Messenger RNA from Arctia plantaginis, 2757 nucleotides. Lineage: Eukaryota; Metazoa; Arthropoda; Insecta; Lepidoptera; Erebidae. The record is from the annotation of a GenBank genome assembly.